Messenger RNA from Suillus clintonianus, 1441 nucleotides. RefSeq lists its product as uncharacterized. The record is from RefSeq and is a predicted model, not a curated record. Bases 93 to 1298 code for a protein of 401 amino acids. NCBI's taxonomy places the organism in Eukaryota, Fungi, Basidiomycota, Agaricomycetes, Boletales, Suillaceae. Gene Ontology annotation, molecular function: ribosome binding. Gene Ontology annotation, cellular component: mitochondrial inner membrane. Gene Ontology annotation, biological process: intracellular monoatomic cation homeostasis. The transcript has 6 exons.
CUUGACUGAGUAACGCUCAGUUUUGCAUCAAAGUACAAGUUGUAAGUUGUGCAACCAUCCUCCACAAACUUGCCAGGGUUGCUUCUUAUUGUAUGCUUCGCUUUACCGGAAAGAAUGUUGCGGUGAACAGCGUUGUCCCAGCACGGCAACUACACUUGGUACUUUCGGGCCAGCGUCUUGCUUCUGGUAGAUUACAGCUGGCUUCUCACUACGCAAGAGCUGUACAGACAGUUUCAGCACGAUACGCCUCCACUUCCACUUCUCCCUCCAAUGACAAAUCUAGUCAUACCUCGAAUCUACCACCUUCUCCUGUAUCACCUCGCAAGCAUCGGGUGGAGCUUAAACCUGGCCCAUUGAAAAAACCUUUGCCAACAAGCGCGACGCCAAGGCCCCACUCAACAUCUCCAAAGCAAACACAACCCUCAUUUCCAGCAUUUCGUCCUUCUCUGAAACCAAGUACACCAGAUCCUGUUCCGUCUGCGAUCGAGCUAGCAAAGCAAGACAUAGCAGAUGCAACUGCUCGAGGAGUCCUUCGACCAGCUGCACCUGAUGCCGGUGCCAUCAAGCGCUUCACUCAUCAAGCAUUCGAACUCCUUAAAUUUUAUUUCCGAGGCCUAAAGGCUAUAAACACACACCGUAAACAGGCAGCAGCAAUUCGCUCCCGCAUAGCUACAGGCGGCGUAGCACUCUCCAGAGCGGAGUCGCGUUUUAUAAGAACAUUCCAGCAGGAUGCACUGAAGCUCAUCCCGUUCGUCAUUGUUGUCGUAGUUAUGGAGGAGCUCAUUCCUUUUAUUGCCCUUUACGUCCCUCGAAUGUUGCCAUCUACGUGCGUCCUUCCAGGUCAACGUGAUCGUAUCAAUUCGAAGGCACGCGACAAUCAACAACUGGCCCUUGCAGGGAACUGGGAAUUAUUCGAUCUAUUGCGGAAAGAAAGCGAAAACUCUGGCUUCAUUCCGACAUUAAGUCUGGGUAAUCCAGGGGCACUGUGCGGAGUCAUUGGUAUCCCGGCUUGGGGGCCACUUCAACUAACUCGGUGGCGUUUGCAACGUCACCUCCAGAAUGUUGCGUCCGAUGAUACAAUGCUCAAACAAGAGGGGUAUGGACGUGAUCUCACCCUUCCGGAGUUGAAGGAAGCCUUGCAAGAGCGUGGAAUGUCUACAUUCAGCGAAAAGAAUUCCGCAGAUGAGCUGAGAGCCCAGCUCAAGUGGUGGAUAGACAUGACAGAGGUCAUACCCGAGGGUGCGGAUGCUGUAAGUAGGCGCUUGUUCGUGCUCGGCAUUAUUGGAUCACACAAGUAAAUGCUGUCGGAGUGCUCUGCUAUCCUCUUGUGGUGUAGUGUGGGACAGACAGACUUUCUUAGAUCUAGAUGUCAAUGAUAAUAUCUCAACUCCACUCGUUGUAUUCGUUGCGUUGUCCCUAUCAGUAGAAAUCUAUCAGCCUA